AUGGGUAAAUCGAUAUCUUGGAUUGGAGCAGUCGUUGCAUCUGCUUUUUGUUGGGCUAGUGCUGAUAUAACCUUUGACGUCAUUCUUGAUAGUAAAGAAUCGGAUCUGCCUCAAAAGAAAUAGCUAUUGCCAUAAACUACUACACACCUUACUCAUUCUUAAACUAUGUUACUUUGUGCAUUGACGACAUAUAUAAUAAUUUUUGUAUACUUUAUAUAUAUAGAAUCGAUUGGACCUCUGUAUUCAGAAUUAGUUGGUAAGUAUUCACUCUUUGCGUCUGUUUAAUCAUUGCCGUUUUUGAUUGUUAGUGGCACAUUCUCCUAUUACCAUUAUCAUUUUAUUAUCAAAGCCUUUGAGAACUCAUCAAGUACUGUCAUACUACCAUUUUUAUAAUUUUCUUCAAUUUUUGCUUUUCUAUUCUUAAUUCUCCAAAACUACAUCUCAAAUAGGCCUUUUUUGUCUAGUUAUUUGCAUUUAUUGGCUUACUUUUUGAUACUUCUUGGAGGUUUAGCCCCAGCCACUGAUGGGCAUUUGAUUCGGAUUUUCCAAAUUAAAUUUUGGUCUUAGCCAUUUGUAAAAUUUGCUAUCAUUUCCGACAUGUCUCAUGCUUUAUACACCAAUAUCAUCAGUUAUGUUGGCAGAGGAGAUAAUGACAGUCAAUAGUUUAACAUAUAUGUAAACAUGGAAUUCUUCAUUCUUACUCGAGUAAUGUUUGUAAUAAUCCAAACGGUUAAAUUAUAUUCCAAUCCAGAAAUGUAGAUUGAAUUCAUUUAAUUGUUUAACAAGCCAAUCCCCUUAAUUUUAGGUACCAUGAUUGGAGAAUUUAUGACGUUAUUUGGUUACUUCAGCUCUGUUUAUGCUUAUUAAACAUAUUACUAAGCUGCUGUUAUAAGUGCCAGCGAAUCUUCAUUGAAUUUAAUUAUGAAUUUGUUCUUAGCAUAUUUUGUUAAGAAACACUUGAAUAUAGGGAAGUAGGCAUCUUUAUACCAUUUGUAAUUGAAGGUUGUAUCCUGCUUAGCAAUAAGCAUUGGAUUAGCCAUAGCUACAAUAUGA
This is a messenger RNA of Paramecium tetraurelia, 1053 nucleotides long. RefSeq lists its product as uncharacterized. The transcript is spliced from 4 exons. NCBI's taxonomy places the organism in Eukaryota, Ciliophora, Oligohymenophorea, Peniculida, Parameciidae. The record is from RefSeq and is a predicted model, not a curated record.